AUGUACAGCUCGUACACAAGGACCUAUUCGGGGCCCACGCUGGAUCGAGCCACCGUCGGUCCGGGGGGUUGCCUCGACGGUGGAGGAGGCACUCUCCCCCCCGUCGUCUCUCAGCCCCCGGGACUGCCAGCAACGCACCCGCCACCCUUACUGCAUCCUGAAGUUACCCCUAAGCAAGCAGUUGUUGAAAGAGUAACCAAUUGCGAUGUCACUGCUAGUGGUCUGUUUGAGGAAAACGAUUGCCAAUCAUUGAUAGAGGAACGAUUGUUCCACAAUCUCGACACCCUCGGGACAAAGGAGUGGUAGUAUCGGCCAGUUCUGGAUGUACGAAGUUC
Molecule: messenger RNA, 335 nt
Organism: Acanthoscelides obtectus
Lineage: Eukaryota; Metazoa; Arthropoda; Insecta; Coleoptera; Chrysomelidae
Source: the annotation of a GenBank genome assembly